GUAUAUGAUGAGUUCAACACGCUUGAUGCUGUUUGGCUCCUUCAUGAUGGGAAGACGGUAGAUCAUUCACACCCCGAAACCCAACUCUUCUUCCUCCCCUUCAACCACUUCUUCUGUCUCACCACAGAAACAAUAACUUGAAAAUAAAGAAAAGAUCAAAGCAAAUUCUCAUUACAGUCACAUUCGUAAUUCAAUGCACAAUCGAAUUCGAAACCCAUAGAACCAACCAACCCAGCUCCCUUCCUUUCAAACUCCACCGAUUUGAUUCUCGCAAUGACGUCUUCUGAUUCCAUCUUUCUAGAAGACUUCGGUCAGACGGUGGACCUCACGCGCCGAAUCAGGGAGGUGCUUGUGAACUACCCCGAGGGAACCACCGUCCUCAAGGAGCUAAUCCAGAACGCCGACGAUGCUGGCGCCACUACCGUCUCCCUUUGCCUCGACUGCCGCUCCCACCGCCGCGACUCACUUCUUUCCGACACCCUCGCCCAGUGGCAGGGCCCCGCCCUCCUCGCCUAUAACGAUGCCGUUUUCACCGAGGAGGAUUUCGUCAGCAUCUCCAAGAUUGGAGGCAGCAGCAAGCACGGCCAGGCCUGGAAGACCGGCCGCUUCGGGGUUGGAUUCAACUCAGUUUACCAUUUGACAGAUCUUCCUUCCUUUGUGAGUGGCAAAUAUGUGGUGUUAUUUGAUCCUCAGGGUGUAUAUCUUCCAAAAGUUUCGGCGGCAAAUCCUGGGAAGCGGAUUGACUUCACCAGUUCAUCCGUGCUCUCCUUAUAUGAGGACCAGUUCUUCCCCUAUUGUGGUUUUGGGUGUGACAUGCAGCGUCCUUUUGCCGGAACUUUGUUCCGUUUUCCUUUGAGGAAUGCAGACCAGGCUGCCAGUAGUAAGCUCUCAAGGCAAGCAUAUACACCCAAAGACAUUUCAUCCAUGUUUGAUCAGCUCUUUGAAGAAGGAAUAUUGACUCUUCUCUUUCUAAAGAGUGUACUGCGCAUUGAAAUAUAUGUAUGGGAUACUGGAGAACCUGAACCCAAGAAAAUUCAUUCAUGUUCUGUUAGUUCAGUGACAAAUGACUUAGUGUGGCACCGGCAGGCACUGCUCAGAUUAUCCAAAGUUUCAAACACCAGUAAUGAAGUUGAUGCAUUCUCAUUGAACUUCUUAAGUGAGUCACUAAGAGGAGUUGAAACUGAGAGGCAAACUGAGAGAUUUUAUGUGGUGCAAACCAUGUCCGCAAAAUCAAGCAGGAUUGGCUCUUUUGCUUCUACUGCAUCCAAAGAGUAUGACAUUCACUUGCUGCCAUGGGCAUCAAUUGCGGCAUGCAUUUCUGAUAAUUCACUGAAUAAAAAUGCUCUCAGAACUGGUCGUGCAUUCUGUUUCCUUCCAUUGCCUGUUAGAACGGGGCUUAGUGUACAUAUCAAUGGAUUCUUUGAAGUCUCAUCAAACCGUCGUGGCAUUUGGUAUGGGGAUGACAUGGAUAGAGGCGGAAGAGUUCGUUCUACCUGGAAUAGGCUUCUUCUGGAAGAUGUUGUGGCUCCCACUUUUAUCCGUAUGCUGCUUGGUUUGACAGAUUUACUAGGGCCUACAGAAAUGUACUAUUCUUUAUGGCCUACUGGUUCUUUUGACGAACCAUGGAGCAUUUUGGUUCAACAAAUAUACAAAAACAUUGGCAAUGCUCCCGUUAUACAUUCAGAUAUUGAUGGAGGAAGAUGGGUGACACCAAGUGAAGCUUUUCUUCAUGAUGAAAAAUUCACUAAAAGCAAGGACCUAGGUUUGGCUCUGAUUCAAAUAGGAAUGCCAGUUGUGCAUUUGCCUAACUCAUUGUUUGACAUGCUUUUAGAAUAUAAUUCCAGCAUGGUGGUUACUCCUAGUACAGUACGCCAAUAUCUUAGGCAAUGUGAAACAUUUAACUUGAGCAAACCAGACAAGCUUCUAUUGUUGGAAUAUUGCAUAGAGGACUUGGUUGACGAUGAUGUUGGUAAAGAGAUGUGCAACUUGCCCUUACUUCCUUUAGCAAAUGGUGAUUUUGCCGCAUUUUCGGAAGCAUCGAAAGGAAUUUCUUAUCUUGUAUGCGAUGAAUUAGAAUAUAAAUUAAUGGAGCCAGUUUCAGGUAGAGUAAUUGAUAGAGCCAUUCCUCCCGAUAUAUUGACCAGACUCUCUGCUAUUGCAAAGUCCUCAAAGACCAAUAUUUCCCUUUGUAGCAUUCACCAUUUUGCUCAGUUAUUCGCUGCAUUUAUGCCAGCUGACUGGAAAUAUAAAAGUAAAGUGUUAUGGGAUCCUAAACUCUGUCAAAAGCCAACAUCGUCAUGGUUUUUGCUAUUUUGGCAGUAUCUGGGAAAGCAGAGUAAAAAAUUACCAUUGUUUAGUGAUUGGCCGAUUUUACCAUCCACAUCUGGACAUUUGUUAAGACCUUCUGAACAACGGAAAAUUAUCAGUGGAAGCAAUCUGUCUGAUACACUGCAGAAUAUCCUUGUCAAAAUUGGAUGUGAUAUAUUGAAUUCAAGUUAUGUAGUUGAAUAUCUGGAUUUAUCUAGUUAUAUAUGCAACGGAAGUGCAUCGGGUGUUUUGGAAUCAAUUUCUAAUGCAGUUUCAAAUAAUGACAUUGUGCAAGUUUCACUGGAUAACCUGAUUGCUGAAGAGCGAAAUGAGCUCCGCAGGUUUCUUUUAGAUCCUAAAUGGUAUGUUGGACGCUCUGUGGAUGAAGUUAGCAUAAGGUUUUGCAAGAGGUUACAUAUAUUCGAAGUCUACAACAGAGAGUCUGCUCAAGAUUCCCUUUUCUCUGACCUAGAAAAUCCUCGUAAGUACUUAUCACCAUUGGAUGUGCCAGAGUUUAUUCUGGGUGCAGAGUUCAUUGUCAGAUCCCCACAUAUUGAAGAGGAUAUUCUGUCAAGGUAUUUUGGAGUUGCGAGAAUGGGGAAAGCACUCUUUUACAAGCAGCACGUGUUUAACAGAAUUGGGGAAUUGGAAGCUGAGGUCCGUGAUAGCAUAAUGUUAUCUGUUCUGCAAAAUUUGGCACUUUUAUCUCUUGAGGACAUAUCGAUCAGAGACUCUUUGAGAAAUUUGGAAUUUAUCCCAACACUCACCGGUGCUCUUAAGCGUCCCUCAGUCUUGUAUGAUCCAAGGAAUGAAGAACUAUAUGCAUUACUAGAAGACUCUGAUAGUUUCCCUUCUGGUGCUUUCCAGGAGUCUGAAACACUUGAUAUUCUGCGCAGCCUGGGGCUCAGAACUUCUGUCUCUCCAGAUACAGUUUUAGAAAGUGCCCGGUGUAUAGAGCAUUUGAUGCAUGGGGAUCAACAAAAGGCAUAUUUGAGAGGGAAAGUGCUUUUCUCAUACCUAGAAGUUAAUGCAUUGAAAUGGUUUCCUGAUCAAGUUGAUGAUAAACGAGCAGUUAACCGAAUGUUGUCACGAGCAGCAACUGCCUUUAGGUCGCGCACCCCAAAAUCUGAUCUUGAAAAGUUCUGGAAUGAUCUUAGGUUGAUUUCUUGGUGCCCAGUUUUAGUUUCUGCCCCAUUUGGCUCAUUACCAUGGCCGGUUACAUCAUCUGUAGUUGCUCCUCCAAAAGUUGUGAGGCCACUAAGUGAUUUGUGGCUAGUCUCGGCUAGCAUGCGGAUAUUGGAUGGCGAAUGCUCUUCCACAGCUUUGUCAUAUAACCUGGGAUGGAUGUCUCCACCAGGAGGUGGUGUAAUUGCUGCUCAACUACUUGAGCUUGGAAAAAAUAAUGAGAUUGUGACUGAUCAAGUACUUAGGCAGGAAUUAGCCCUGGCAAUGCCGAGGAUAUACUCAAUUUUGACAGGAAUGAUAUCAUCGGAUGAGAUUGAGAUUGUUAAAGCUGUUCUUGAAGGCUGUCGGUGGAUAUGGGUGGGAGAUGGAUUUGCAACCUCUGAUGAGGUAGUCCUUGAUGGUCCUCUCCAUUUGGCUCCGUAUAUUCGUGUUAUUCCAGUUGACUUGGCAGUUUUCAAAAAUCUGUUUCUAAAACUUGGUAUCCGAGAAUGCUUGCAACAUGCUGACUAUGCCAAUAUCCUUGCUAGGAUGGCAGUAAAGAAAGGAUCAUCUCCGCUUGACCCAAAUGAGAUUCGGGCAGUCACUCUAAUAGUUCACCAGCUAGCUGAAGUCUAUCUUCAUGAACAGAAUGUCAAGGUAUAUCUACCAGAUAUAUCAGGUAGACUGUUUCUUGCCGAUGACUUGGUCUUUAAUGAUGCACCCUGGUUGCUAAGUUCAGAAGAUCCGAAUGGUUCUUUUGGCAAUGCAGCGAAUGUAAAUUGGAAUGCAAAGAGAACAGUUCAAAAAUUUGUGCAUGGAAACAUAUCUAAUGAUGUAGCAGAAAAACUUGGUGUUCGGUCUCUUCGUAGGAUGUUACUGGCCGAGAGUGCAGACUCAGUGAAUUUUGGUUUGUCUGGAGCUGCUGAGGCUUUUGGACAGCAUGAAGCUUUGACAACAAGGCUUAAGCACAUACUUGAAAUGUAUGCUGAUGGACCUGGGACUCUCUUUGAGAUGGUACAAAAUGCAGAAGAUGCAGGUGCUUCUGAAGUAAUAUUUCUUUUGGAUAAGUCUCAAUACGGGACUUCUUCUAUUCUUUCUCCAGAAAUGGCUGACUGGCAAGGUCCUGCUUUAUAUUGUUUCAAUGACUCUGUUUUUAGUCCACAAGAUCUUUAUGCCAUUUCUCGUAUUGGCCAAGAGAGUAAACUUGAGAAGGCUUUUGCAAUUGGAAGAUUUGGACUAGGAUUUAAUUGUGUCUACCACUUUACGGACAUUCCCAUGUUUGUUUCUGGAGAAAAUAUUGUAAUGUUUGACCCUCAUGCCUGUAAUUUGCCUGGAAUAUCUCCUUCCCACCCUGGUUUACGAAUUAAGUUUGUGGGGAGGCAGAUUUUGGAGCAAUUUCCCGAUCAAUUUUCUUCAUUGCUACAUUUUGGCUGUGAUUUGCAACACCCAUUUCCAGGUACUCUGUUUCGGUUCCCUCUUAGAACUGCAGGUGUUGCCUCUCGCAGCCAAAUUAAAAAGGAAGUUUAUACACCUGAAGAUGUCAGAUCUCUCUUUGCUGCUUUUUCUGAGGUUGUUUCUGAAACAUUACUUUUUCUGCGUAAUGUGAAAUCUAUUUCUAUUUUUGUGAAAGAAGGCACAGGACAUGAAAUGCACCUACUGCACCGUGUACGCAGAACCUGUGUCGAUGAGCCUGAAAUCAGAGCUAGUGAAGCCCAGGAUAUGUUUAACUUUUUCAAGGAGGAGAAGCACAUUAGAAUGAAUAGAGUUCAAUUUCUGAAGAAGCUAAGCUCUAUUGACAGAAAUUUGCCGUAUAAAUGCCAGAAGAUCCUAAUUGAGGAGCAAAGCACAUCUAAUCGUAGUUCACACUAUUGGAUAACCACAGAAUGUUUAGGUGGCAGGAAUGCUCAAAAGGGAACCUCUGAAGCAUCCAAUGGUCAGAGUCAGAAUUUUAUUCCCUGGGCAUGUGUUGCUGUAUAUUUGAAAACUGUUAAGUUUGGUGAUGACCUGGCUGAUAGUUCUGGGGGGGAGGAUCGUUGUCUGGUUUUUCCUGAUCUAUUACAAGCUGCCAAUUUGCCAAUGCAUCUACCAGAAAAUUUUGAAGGUCGUGCAUUCUGCUUUUUACCUUUACCCAUAACUACUGGUCUUCCUGCACAUGUAAAUGCAUAUUUUGAACUAUCAUCGAAUCGCAGGGAUAUCUGGUUUGGUUCUGAUAUGACUGGGGUUGGAAGAAAACGCUCAGAGUGGAAUAUUUACCUCCUUGAAAAUGUUGUUGCCCCUGCCUAUGGUCGUUUACUUGAGAAGGUAGCAUCAGAGAUUGGCCCUUGCAAUUUGUUCUUCUCAUUGUGGCCAACAACAUUAGGGUUAGAACCUUGGGCAUCCGUAGUGCGGAAACUUUACCAAUUUAUUGCUGAAUUCAAUCUUUGUGUAUUAUAUACAGAAGCUAGAGGUGGUCAAUGGAUCUCAACCAAACAUGCUAUAUUUCCAGAUUUUUCUUUCCUUAAGGCAGCAGAACUUAUUAAAGCAUUGGCGAGUGCUUCUUUGCCUGUCAUUUCGCUUCCGCAAUCACUUGUAGAAAGGUUUAAGGAGAUCUGUCCAUCGUUGCAUUUUCUAACACCAAAGCUGUUAAGGAUUUUGUUGAUCAAAAGGAAGCGUGAGUUCAAGGACAGGGUUGCAAUGAUUUUGUCCCUUGAGUAUUGCUUACAUGACUUGCAAGAAAACAUGCAGUGCGAUAGUCUGUUGGGCUUGCCGUUGUUACCACUCGCAGAUGGUUCCUUUACAUCAGUUGAUAAGAAGGGUGUUGGAGAAAGAGUUUACAUUGCACGUGGUGAUGAGUACGGCCUUCUCAAGGAUUCGAUUCCACAUCAGCUUAUAGAUUGCGUUAUUCCAGAAGAGGUUCAUAGAAAACUUUGCUACAUUGCCCAAACAGAUGGUACAAAUAUUUCUUUCUUGUCAUGCCAGUUACUUGAGAAGCUUCUGGUGAAAAUACUGCCUGGAGAGUGGCAACAUGCUAGACAAGUAAGCUGGACUCCUGGUAUUCAUGGCCAACCCAGUUUAGAAUGGUUGCAACUACUAUGGAAUUAUCUGAAAUCAUAUUGUGAUGAUCUUUUAAUGUUCUCUAAGUGGCCUAUAUUGCCUGUUGGAGAUGAAUACUUGAUGCAGUUAAUACCAAAUUCUAAUGUGAUAAAAAAUGAUGGAUGGAGUGAAAAGAUGUAUUCUUUGUUGUUGAAGGUUGGAUGUUUAUUUUUGAGAAAUGACCUGCAGUUAGAUCAUCCAAAACUGGAACAUUUUGUCCAGCCAUCAACCGCAAGGGGUGUAUUGAAUGUGUUCAUGGCUGUUGCUGGAGACCCGCAGAAUAUUGAGGGGAUUUUCAAAGAUGCAUCUGAAGGGGAACUACAUGAACUGCGGAGUUUUGUUCUCCAGUCAAAAUGGUUCUCUGAAGAGCAAAUUGAUAACACACAUGUUGAUACCAUCAAACACCUCCCUAUAUUUGAGUCAUACAAAAGCAGGAAACUAGUAAAUUUGUGUAACCCUGUGAAAUGGCUUGGUCCCACUGGUGUUCGUGAAGAUCUUUUAAAUGAUAGCUUCAUAAGAACUGAAUCAGAAACAGAAAGGAUCAUUAUGAGAAGGUAUUUAAAGAUAAAAGAACCAACAAAGGUGGAAUUCUACAAAGAUCACAUAAUCAAUCACAUGUCAGAGUUCCUUUUGAAGCAAGAAGUCAUUUCAGUUAUUCUGCAUGAUGUGCAGCUUUUAAUUAAAGAGGAUACCUCUCUCAAAUCUUCACUUCCAACCAUACCAUUUGUGAUGGCAGCUAAUGGAACUUGGCAACAACCGUCUAGGCUUUAUGAUCCUCGUGUUCCUCAGCUUAAAAAGAUGCUGCAUGGGGAUGCUUUUUUCCCCUCUGACAAAUUUUCAGACCCUGAAAUUUUAGAUACUUUAGUUACCCUUGGACUUAGGACAACUCUGGGAUUUACUGGUUUGCUUGAUUGCGCUAGAUCAGUUGGCAUGUUGCAUGAUUCCGGGGCUAUUGAAGCCUCCAACCAUGGUAGAGUGUUACUGGUUUUUUUGGCUAAACUAGCCCAUAGGCUCUCAAAUAAAGGUGAAAGUUAUAAUGGUGAUCAACAGGUUGCCAUGGUUGUGAGAAGCAGCAGUAUAAUUGAUGAUACUGUUGUAUAUGAAGGCUUUCCUAAAGAGGAUGUGAACUCCCCAACAGAUGUUGAUUCUUUUGUAAGCAGCUUAACUGAUGAUAUGGCAGAGGAGGAAUUUUGGUCUGAACUGAAGCAAAUCUCUUGGUGUCCAGUAAUUUCUGAUCCACCUGUUAGGGGACUUCCAUGGUUGAAAUCCAAUAACCAAAUUGCACCCCCCAUGAUUGUGAGGCCUAUAUCACAAAUGUGGAUAGUGUCGUCCUCAAUGCACAUAUUAGACGGUGAAUGUGACAUGACAUAUCUACAAACUAAACUUGGGUGGAUGGAUUGCCCAGAAAUUGCAGUUUUAUCAAGACAGUUAAUUGAGCUAUCUGAGUCCUAUAAGCAGCUUAAGAUGAAUUCAUUGCUGGAUCCUGGUUUUGAUGCUCAGUUACAAAAGGAAAUACCUUGCCUUUAUUCAAAAUUGCAAGAAUAUAUUAGCAGCGAUAAGUUCAAUGAACUGAAAGCAGGAUUAAGUGGUGUUUCAUGGGUCUGGAUUGGUGAUGAUUUUGUAUCACCAAAUGCACUUGCAUUUGAUUCCCCUGUAAAAUUUACUCCUUAUUUGUAUGUUGUUCCAUCUGAACUCACAGAGUAUAAAGACUUGUUGCUAAAGUUAGGAGUCAGAUUGAGUUUUGGUAUUACCGAUUAUAUUCAUGUAUUACAAAGGUUGCAGAAUGAUGUGCAACGACUUCCUCUUUCAAUGGAUCAGCUAAAUUUUGUCUGUUGUGUCGUUGAAGCCAUAGCAGAAUGUUGCCUGGAGAAGCCACUUGUUGAGCCUGUUGAUGGGCCCUUGCUGAUUCCUGAUACUUUUGGAAUUCUGAUGCCAGCAGGAGAUCUUGUGUAUAAUGACGCACCUUGGCUGGAAAACAGUUCUCUUAUUGGCAGACACUUUGUACAUCCAAGUAUCAGCAAUGAUUUGGCAGACAGGCUGGGUGUACAGUCAGUUCGUUGCCUCUCUUUAGUCAAUGAAGAUAUGACUAAAGAUCUACCCUGCAUGGACUAUAAUAAAGUAAAUGAUCUUUUGGCCCUGUAUGGGAGCACUGAGUUUUUGUUGUUUGACCUCCUUGAGUUGGCAGAUUGCUGCAAUGCAAAGAGAUUGCACCUGAUUUAUGAUAAAAGGGAACAUCCACGUCAGUCUUUGCUGCAGCACAAUUUAGGUGAAUACCAAGGUCCUGCUCUGAUAGCGAUCUUCGAAGGUGCCUGCUUGAGUAGAGAGGAAUUUAGCAAUUUCCAGCUCCAUCCUCCAUGGAGAAUACGGGGGAACACACUAAACUAUGGUUUAGGACUAGUUUGCUGCUAUUCUAUAUGUGACCUUCUCUCAGUCAUUUCUGGUGGCUACUUUUACAUGUUUGAUCCUCAUGGUAUGGUACUUGCUGCACCUUCAACUAAUGCUCCUUCAGCAAAGAUGUUUUCUUUGAUAGGUACUGAUCUGACACGACGCUUUUGUGAUCAAUUUAGUCCAAUGCUCAUUGAUCAGCAUGAUUUGUGGUCGCUAUCGGAUUCUACCAUUAUCCGGAUGCCGCUAUCAUCUAAUCACUUGAAGGUUGGGCCUGACCAUGGAUCAGACAAAAUAAAGCAUAUUACUGAAAUAUUCAUGGAGUAUGGAUCUAGAGCACUCCUAUUUCUGAAGUCAGUUUUGCAGGUGUCAAUAUCAACAUGGGAAGAAGGAAGUUCACAACCAUUGCAGAAUUUUUCAGUAAGCAUUGAUCCAUCAUCUUCUGUUAUGAGGAAUCCAUUUUCGGAAAAGAAAUGGAGAAAGUUCCAAUUGUCAAGACUGUUUGGCAGCUCCAAUGCUGCUAUAAAGAUGCAUGUCAUUGAUGUGAGUUUAUAUUCAGAAGGAGCUACAAUCAUUGAUCGAUGGCUUCUAGUACUCAGCUUGGGUUCUGGGCAAACUAGAAAUAUGGCUCUUGAUAGGCGGUAUCUUGCUUAUAACUUGACUCCUGUUGCUGGAAUAGCAGCACUUAUAUCAAGAAAUGGUCAGCAUGCCAAUGUUUAUUCAGUGAGCUCAAUCAUGUCCCCUCUUCCUUUAUCUGGCUGUAUGAACAUGCCUGUUACCGUGGUUGGUUGCUUUCUUGUGCGUCAUAGCAGAGGCCGUUAUCUUUUUAAAUACCAAGACAGAAGAGCUUCUGCCGAGGGGCGAUAUGAUGCUGGAAAUCAAUUAAUCGAAUCUUGGAACAGAGAGCUGAUGUCUUGUGUAUGUGAUUCUUAUGUUGAAAUGAUUUUGGAAAUUCAAAAGCUUAGAAAGGACAUUUCAAGUUCUUUAAUUGAUUCUAGUGCUUAUCCUGCAAUCAGUGUCUCUUUGAAGGCAUAUGGAGAUCAGAUAUACUCCUUCUGGCCACGAUCUUUUGAAAGGCUUGGUCAGAGUGACCAAGUCGGUGAUCACGGUGACACUGCUUCUCCUGUGACGCUAGUUCCUAAAGCAGAUUGGGAAUGCCUAAAAGAGCGGGUGAUACAUCCAUUUUAUUCUCGUAUUGUUGAACUUCCUGUAUGGCAGCUAUACUCAGGAAACUUAGUGAAGGCCGAAGAAGGCAUGUUUCUUUCACAACCUGGGAAUGGGAUGAGUGGUAAUCUACUUCCAGCAACCGUUUGCAGCUUUGUAAAGGAGCAUUAUCCUGUUUUUUCAGUACCCUGGGAAUUGGUGACUGAAAUUCAAGCCGUAGGUUUUUCAGUGCGAGAAAUUAGACCAAAGAUGGUUCGCGAUCUCCUUAAAGUGUCUUCAAAGUCAAUUGUUUUGCGAUCAGUUGAUAUGUAUAUAGAUGUUCUUGAGUACUGCUUAUCAGAUUUUCAGCAAACCAGCUUGCCCAGAGAUAAUGCACCAACUGACCCUGUAACCGCAAAUGCUUUUGGUCAAGAAACUGAUGUGAGAAGCACUUCUCAGCAGGAAUCUUAUAUCCAUACCUCCACUGGUAUAUCUACUCAUGCUCAGGGGGCUGCUAGUUCUGGCGAUGCAUUGGAAGUGAUGACAAGUUUAGGGAAGGCUUUAUUUGAUUUUGGUCGGGGAGUUGUUGAAGAUAUUGGCAGGGCAGGAGCACCCUUGGCUUACAGGAAUUCUAUGAUGGGCAUAAGUCAAAAUAGGGACCCGAGGCUUUUAUCAGUUGCUGCAGAACUUAAAGGCUUACCAUGUCCAACUGCAACUAGCCAUCUGAAAAAAUUGGGCUUAACUGAACUUUGGGUUGGGAAUAAGGAGCAGCAGUCAUUAAUGGUUGCCCUGGGAGAAAAAUUUAUUCAUCCUAAAGUAUUAGACAGACCUCUCUUGGUAGACAUUUUCUGUAAUUUUUACCUUCAGGCACUAUUGAAACUACAGAACUUUUCCCUUAAUCUUCUGGCCAAUCACAUGAAGCUAAUUUUUCAUGAAGAUUGGGUGACCCAUGUAAUGGGUUCUAAUAUGGCCCCCUGGCUUUCAUGGGAGAAGGUGGCUAGUUCUGGUGGUCAAGGAGGUCCUUCACCUGAAUGGAUUAGAGUAUUCUGGAAGAGUAUGAGGGGAUCACAAGAGUUAUCUCUAUUCUCUGAUUGGCCUCUAAUACCUGCUUUCCUUGGCAGGCCAGUCUUAUGCCGUGUAAGAGAGCGGAAUCUUGUCUUUGUUCCUCCUCAUUUGGAGCACCCACCAUUAAUGAAUGAGACUAUAGAAAGGGAAUCCAGAGAGAGUUCUACAGAAAGGGUUAGUACAUCUACAAAUAAUAAUUCUGAUGCUGAAACAGCUGAUCCGUACAUUUCAGUUUUUGGAAGAUUCAAAAGUAGUUACCCCUGGUUGUUGCCAUUGUUAAACCAGUGUAACAUACCUGUAUUUGAUGAGGAAUUUAUAGAUUGUGCUGCUUCAUGCAAUUGUCUUCCAAUGCUGGGUAAAUCACUAGGCCAAGUUAUUGCAUCCAAACUCGUGGCAGCUAAGCAAGCUGGAUAUUUCACUGAGCCCACCAACAUCUCAGCUUCAAAUUGUGGUGAACUGUUCUCACUUUUUUCUGGUGAAUUCUUUUCAAAUGGAGUCAGCUACACAAGGGAAGAAAUUGAAGUUUUGCGUUCUCUCCCAAUAUAUAAAACAGUUCUUGGUUCUUACACCAAGUUGCAAGGUCAAGAUCAGUGUAUGAUCCCUUCAAAUUCAUUUUUCAAACCACAUGAUGAGCGUUGCCUUUCAUAUGCCACAAAUUCAAAGGAGGGUUCAUUUCUUAGAGCCCUUGGGGUGCUUGAGUUGCAGGAUCAACAGAUCUUAGUACGGUUUGGCUUACCAGUCUUUGAGAGUAAGCCUCAGAAUGAGCAGGACGAAAUUUUAAUAUAUGUUUUAAAAAAUUGGCAUGAUCUUCAAUCAGAUCAGUCAGUGGUUGAUGCUUUGAAAGAGACAAGGUUUGUAAGAAAUUCUGAUGAAUUUUCAUCAGAUUUGUUGAAGCCCAUGGAACUAUUUGAUCCUGGUGAUGCCAUUUUGAUAUCUGUUUUCUUUGGUGAGAGGAGAAAAUUUCCUGGAGAAAGGUUUGGUACAGAUGGCUGGCUUCGAAUUUUAAGGAAACUUGGCCUUCGAACUGCAACUGAAGUAGAUAUAAUAAUUGAAUGUGCCAAAAGAGUUGAGUUUCUUGGAAUUGAAUGCACAAAAUCAGGUGAUUUGGAUGAUUUUGAGGGUGACAGUUCCAACUCUCGUAGUGAAGUUUCAGCGGAAGUGUGGGCAUUAGGGGGAUCUGUAAUUGAAUUUGUUUUCUCCAACUUUGCUCUUUUCUUUAGCAACAACUUCUGUGAUCUUCUUCGCAAGAUUGCAUGUGUACCUGCUGAACUGGGAUUUCCCAAUGGUGGUUGCAAGAGGGUGCUUGCUUCAUAUAGUGAAGCUAUGAUAUUCAAAGAUUGGCCUUUGGGAUGGAGUAGUGCUCCCAUUCUAUCUAGACAAUAUGUUGCUCCCCCAGAAUAUUCUUGGGGAUCACUCCAUCUAAAGAGUCCUCCAGCUUUUUCUACAGUCCUAAAGCACUUGCAAGUAAUCGGGGAAAAUGGAGGUGAAGAUACUCUUUCUCAUUGGCCCAUUGCUUCAGCAAUGAACAUUGAAGAAUGUACCUGUGAAAUUUUGAAAUAUUUGGACAAAAUCUGGGGUUCCCUGUCUUCUUCAGAUGUGGCAGAGCUACGGAAAGUGGCCUUUGUACCUGCUGCAAAUGGAACACGCCUGGUGACUGCUGAUGUUUUAUUUGCUCGUUUAACUAUUAAUUUGUCUCCCUUUGCUUUUGAACUUCCUUCCGUAUAUCUCCCAUUUGUGAAGAUUCUUAAAGAUUUGGGACUUCAGGAAAUGCUAACACUUUCUGCUGCAAAAGAUCUUCUCUUAAAUCUUCAAAAAGCAUGUGGAUAUCAGCAUCUAAAUCCAAAUGAGCUCCGUGCUGUGAUGGAAAUUUUGAAUUUUAUUUGUGAUCAGAUUGUUGAGGGAAAUUCAUUUGAUCGAUCCAACUGGAAAUCAGAAGCCAUUGUACCUGAUGAUGGCUGUAGACUUGUUCAUUCAGCUUCUUGUGUCUACGUUGAUUCUUAUGGUUCUCGAUAUGUCAAAUGUAUUGAUACUUCCAGAAUUAGAUUUGUCCAUGAAGAUCUUCCCGAGAGAGUUUGUGUUGUUUUGGGAAUCAAAAAAUUGUCUGAAGUUGUCAUAGAGCAACUAGAUGAGAAUCACAAGUUGGAAUCUUUGGGAUCAAUUAGAUCUGUUUCACUGGGAACUGUCAAGCAGAAGUUAUUAAGCAGAUUUCUUCAAAGUGCUGUAUGGACUGUUGUUAAUAGCAUGGACAGUCACAUUCCUGGAUUCAAAAGCCCUUCAUUGGAUGCAAUAGAAUGUUUAUUGAACUCUUGUGCAGAAAAGCUGCAAUUUGUUAAGCAUCUCAAAACAAGGUUUUUCCUCAUGCCCAAUUUGGUAGAUGUCACACGUGCAGCCAAAGAUUUCAUUAUCCCCGAGUGGGAGAAUGAUUCUGCACAUCAAACUCUCUAUUUUAUGAAUCAAUCAAAAUCCUGUAUUAUAGUUGCUGAACCACCAACUUAUAUUUCCCUUUUUGAUCUCAUUGCUAUUGUAGUAAGUCAGGUAUUAGGGUCUCCUAUUAUAUUGCCUAUUGGAUCCUUGUUUGUAUGUCCUGAAGGAUCUGAGAUUUCAGUUGUUAAUGUUUUAAACCUUUGCUCUGACAAGAAAGAAGUUGAACACAUAAAUGGAACCAGUCAUUUUGUCGGCAAAGAAAUAUUGCCACAAGAUGCUCGUCUUGUUCAGCUGCAUCCGUUGAGGCCCUUCUACUCUGGUGAAAUAGUGGCUUGGCGCUCUCAACAGGGAGACAAACUGAAAUAUGGUAAGGUUCCUGAGGAUGUAAGGCCAUCAGCAGGUCAAGCUCUGUACAGAUUUAAGAUUGAAGUUGCACCAGGGGUUACACAACUUUUCCUUUCAUCACAAGUAUUUUCAUUUAAAAGUGUAUCAGCAAGCAGUACCCUGCAAGAAGCAUUGGUGCAUGAAAGCCCAGUAGUAUUUGACAGUAACAGGCCUCAAGAUGGACUCCCGGAGAGUUCAUCAAGGAGAGAAAUCUACUCUCAGCUAUGUGAACAGGCACAACCUCAGAAAGAAAAAUCUGGCAGAGUUUCAGCUGGAGAACUGGUGCAGGCUGUGAAUGAAAUACUCUCAGCUGCUGGGAUCAGUAUGGAUGUGGAGAAGCAGGCCCUUCUUCAGAGAACAAUAAAUUUGCAGGAAAAUCUUAGAGAAUCUCAGGCAGCACUUCUGCUGGAGCAGGAAAAGGUUGAAAAAGCAACAAAAGAAGCUGAUACAGCAAAAGCAGCAUGGGUUUGUCGGGUUUGUCUGAGUAAUGAGGUUGAUAUAACUAUAGUUCCUUGUGGUCACGUAUUGUGUAGAAGAUGUUCAUCAGCAGUAUCGAAGUGUCCCUUUUGUCGGCUUCAGGUCACGAAGGCUAUUAGAAUUUUCCGUCCAUGAAUCAUUUGAGGAUAUUCUUCAAGUUCCGUUCCAUUGGGGAACUUGGCUAACUCUUCACUUGAUGUAUUCUCGCUAUAUAUAGUUUGAUAAGAGAUUAAUCAACUGUACAUGUAUAUUCUGGACAUUCAUGUAAAUAGUUUCAUAAUUGACCCCCCAAUAAGAGGGUGCCUUUCAUAUAAUUUUAAAGGUUUUUUUGACGGAAAAUAAUACGCAAGU
Molecule: messenger RNA, 14772 nt
Organism: Arachis stenosperma
Lineage: Eukaryota; Viridiplantae; Streptophyta; Magnoliopsida; Fabales; Fabaceae
Exons: 13
Coding region: 274-14556 (4760 amino acids)
Molecular function (GO): Hsp70 protein binding
Source: RefSeq, a predicted model, not a curated record